Molecule: messenger RNA, 996 nt
Organism: Paramecium sonneborni
Lineage: Eukaryota; Ciliophora; Oligohymenophorea; Peniculida; Parameciidae
Source: the annotation of a GenBank genome assembly
AUGUAGAAUUAUUCAAAAAUCGUGAGAAGAUCUAGAAUGAAUAAACUUAAUUAAUUGAGAAUUUAAUAAAAGUACAAAAUAAACUUAAAGAACAAUAAAAAUAAUUUUGCAUAAGGGAUUUCUAAAUUAAAAUUAGAAAAAGCUACAUUAAACUUAGAAAGGCUAAAGAAUAAACUUAAUUCUACACCUUUUUUUAGUUAAAUAUAAAAUGAAAACUAAACUUAAACAGAUGAAACAAUUGAAAGCCUAGAAAAAGUGAAUUUAGCCAAAAUAGAUCUAUAAAAGGAGAUAAAAUAGGUUUAGUAUCCAAUUUUAAUUAUUAGUAUUAAGAUAAGGAAUCUAAGCUUCUUGAAUAAAUUCAAACUCUAUAAAAAGAAAUUAAUAGCCUUAAAUAAAAGGAAGGUUUAUUUUCUUUACUAUCUAUUUCCUAUUAACCUUAAUUUAAUGCCAAUUAUAAAUUAUCUAAAUAUAAUGUUGCUAACCCUAAAUUGAUUUAAGGUAAUAAACUGACUAAUAUUAAGCCCCAUAAGGAGGAUUUGGGAUUGCCACAAUGUAACCUCCGUUACCUAAAGAUAAGCUAACAACAUUUGCUUUUAAAAUAAAUGUAUAAUUUUAAAUGAAUUAGAAAUACAAUUCAUGGGUAGGGGUAGGAAUAGGAAUAUGUCACUUAUAAACAGCUUAUGGUUUUAACUAUGAUAUGAAUGGAAAUUAUACAUCAACAAACCAUAAUACUUAUCUUGCAUGUGCUGGAGGAUAUAGAAUUUCAAGUUAUGAAGGUUAUAAUGGUGUUACUAAUUUUAUAUAUAAUUAAGGAAGUAUCAUAAUUUGUUAUUAUGAUCCUACUAAUUUUAAAUUAAAUUUAUUGCAUCUAAAUGUAUAAAAAUAAUUUAUAAAAAGGAUGGAAAAACUUACUUAUUAGAUUUAACAAAUAAUAAUGGUUUAGAAAUGUCUCCAUGUGUAAUGUUAUACGGAAAUGCAGAAGUAGAAUUUAUUUGA